Cadophora gregata is the source of this 1212-nucleotide messenger RNA. RefSeq lists its product as uncharacterized. Gene Ontology annotation, molecular function: O-methyltransferase activity. Bases 1 to 1212 code for a protein of 403 amino acids. The transcript has 4 exons. The record is from RefSeq and is a predicted model, not a curated record. Lineage: Eukaryota; Fungi; Ascomycota; Leotiomycetes; Helotiales; Ploettnerulaceae.
AUGGCCGCUCCCCAACCUGGUCCGAAUGCAGAGCUUAUUGCAGCUGCGAGUGAGUUCGCUGCAGCUGUCAAGGAUUUCAAUGGCGAUCCGGUUAAGCAACGUCAGCUGUUGAAGGAGGCUGACCGCCUCCGCCUAUUGCUGGAAACCCCAAUGGAUGUGCUUAUGAGGCAAUGGGAAAUGAGCCAAUGCAUCGCGGCUAUGAACUUGCUGAUCGAGCUCGACGUUUUGGAGGCCAUACCAAAGGAAGGAUCAAUCAGCUCGAAAGACUUGGCCCAAGCUGUGAAUGUCGACGAGUCCGCCAUAGCUAGGGCGUUGAAGCUUGUGGUAAUUAAUGGCAUCUGUGUCGAGCCGACACCAAAUACAUUCGCCCUCAACGCCAAUGCCUUUGUCUUUCUAAAAGGCGCGGCCAGAGAAUUCUUCCAAUUCAUGAUCGACCAGACAGGACCGUUUUACAAAUUACCCGAGUACUUCCGCACACACAAGCAAGAAGAUCUUUAUGACUUGAAGAAGUCGCCGUAUGCCUGGGCAGUUGGCCUGGAAGGCAAGGAUUACUAUGAAGCCAUCUCAAGCGACCCCAAGAAAUUGCACAAUUUCAACUUCACCAUGGCCACAUCGGAAGCUGUCACGCCUAUCUUAGGGAUGUUCCCAUGGGCUAGCAUGAAAGAGGCGGUUGAGGCUGAUCCAUCUCGCGCAUUCGCGGUUGAUAUCGGAGGUGGCAGAGGUCAACUCCUGAAAGCCAUCCAGCAAGAAGCUCCUAAUGGGUUUGGCGCCAAGAUGGUUCUCCAGGAUCGCCCAGACGUUCUUGCUUCUUUAACAGAUGAGGACAUCCCUGGUAUUGAGAAGAUGCCAUAUGAUUUCUACACGCCGCAGCCAGUCAAGAAUGCGCAUUUAUAUGUGAUGCGCCGCAUCCUCCAUGACUUCUACAUCCCAGUGUGCAAAGAUCUUGUGAAGAAUGUUGCAAGUGCCAUGGGACCGACAUCUCGAUUCAUUAUCGCAGAUAUGAUCAUGCCUGACAAGGUUGAGAUGGGAACGGAGGUAACGCCCUACUGGAUGGACUUCAACUUGAUGAUGUUGAAUGGAACAGAGAAAUCGAAGGCGCAAUUUGAAGAGAUUUUGGAUGCAGCAGGAUUGGAAAUUGUCAAGAUUCACCCGUUUGCGUUUGGAUGCCAUGCAAACAUUGAAUGUCGGCUGAAGACCACGACUUCUUCAUGA